Drosophila bipectinata is the source of this 1107-nucleotide messenger RNA. It is a transcript of the gene Dph5, whose product is annotated as diphthine methyl ester synthase. Gene Ontology annotation, molecular function: diphthine synthase activity. The record is from RefSeq and is a predicted model, not a curated record. Lineage: Eukaryota; Metazoa; Arthropoda; Insecta; Diptera; Drosophilidae. Gene Ontology annotation, biological process: protein histidyl modification to diphthamide.
CUCUGCCCGCGGUCACACAGAACGCUCGGCACGUGUUGCAUUUAAAAAAACAUAAAGAAUUUUCGGCAGGAGUGCAGUGGGUGGACUUUUCGCAGUUGCAAGAUGUUCUACCUAAUCGGACUCGGCCUUGGCGACCUCAAGGACAUCACCGUCAAGGGCCUGGAGAUAGUAAAGCAAUGCAGUCGCGUCUAUUUGGAGAUGUACACCUCCAUUCUGGGCUGUAGCCUUGAGGACAUGCAAGAGUUCUAUGGUCGACCAUUGCUGUUGGCUGACCGUGAUCUGGUGGAGCAAGGCGCAGACGAAAUCCUGGCUGGAGCAGGAGAAUCCGAUGUGGCUCUCUUAGUUGUUGGGGAUCCCUUUGGCGCCACUACGCACACAGAUUUCAUACUGCGAGCCAAGGAGAAGAAUAUUCCUUACAAGGUUAUCCACAAUGCAUCCAUUAUGAAUGCCGUCGGCUGCUGCGGCCUUCAAUUGUACAAAUUCGGCGAGACAGUGUCGAUUCCCUACUGGGACGAGACCUGGAAGCCCGAUAGCUUUUAUGACAAGAUCAAACUAAACCGCCUGCACAACAUGCACACUCUGUGCCUGCUGGACAUCAAAGUGAAGGAGCCCACGCCAGAGUCCCUGAUGCGAAAACGCAAAGAGUACAUGCCACCGCGAUUUAUGUCUGUGGCGGAGGCGGCCCACCAGCUUUUGGCCAUCGUCGAGAAAAAGGACGCUUUGGAACGAAACACCGUGCUGAACGAGCAGUCACUAUGCGUGGGAUUGGCUCGUGUGGGCCAAGAGUCACAGCAGAUUGCUGUGGGUACGCUACUCGAGAUGCGAUCCACCGACAUGGGAGGUCCGCUCCAUUCUCUCAUCAUUCCCGCCAAGGAGAUGCACCCACUGGAAGUGGAGUUCCUGCAGCAGUAUGCCGCCAGCAUCAAGUUGGACGACUACAAUCACUAAUCACUAAUCCUGCUGUAACUCAAAUUUAAUUGUCUAGGAAAUGUAUGUGCAUCUGAAUUGAAUUUAGGAAGCUGGGAGCUAAAAGCUCGGUGCCAGAAGAAAGUGAUAUCGCUUGAUGCCACCCGUAUACGUAUAAUAAAACCGCAUUCACCCAUCGUA